AUGGGGGGGCUCUGUUUUUGCAUAAUGGCCAUUUUUAUUGAGGUUAGACCUGGGGCCCCAUGGGGGGAGGUUAACAAUAGUACGGGGCCCCGUGAUUACUGACGGUGGCCCUGCUUCCUAUCAUUCUCAGCUCUUGGGAACCCUGAGGGGUGCAAUCUCUAUAGCAGCUUCUUCUUGUAUCUCCCAUUAUUCCCUGCUUCUGUCAGGUGAUCCCUAUGGUGCCCAGACCAGGGGUGACUGGGACGUAGUUGGCCAACUUGCACAUUGGCACAAACAGUUCCUGCUGGGAGAAGAGGCAGCCGGCCGAGACACUCAGUCAUCUAAGUCUCAGGUUGACUUGGGUUCCUCCCGAGGUCUAUAAUCAUCUCUUUGGGUUUGAGAUGUUCAGAACCAGACCGUGGCUUUUGCCAUAUUGGGAAAUAUCCAUCGUUAUGUUGGAUGGGACUGAGCUGUAGUGUUACCUGCAUGGAGGGAGGACUUUGCAGUCGCCAUGAGAAGGUUGGCAGUUAGUCCGAGGGAAAUAGAGUAAAGACCCACCGAGCUGAUUCCCGGGAAUGCUGGGUCUGUUGUGCAGCUCAAUGUCAGAGCCCGUGUUUCUAAUGCUGGUAACCAAUAGGCUUCCAUUGAUUCCUUUAGAGCUUCAUUGUACUCACACCCUAGUACUUAUUAAAGGGAAACUAAACCCUGCGGCACAGCGCGGCUCAACCAAACGUUACUCAGCGUAGCCGGACUACAAAUCCCAGAGUAAUGUAACAUAUAAUUAUUAUUAUUGCCCCUCUCUGUAUCAGAGGGCAGAACCCGCAAUCGGGAGGGUAAGUUUAUAUCUGCACCCCCACUCAGCAGCUGUUAUGAAUAGUUGUUUUGGGUUGACUUGCCCUUUAAGGGAGGGUUUAUAUGAUUUUGCCCCCUGCAAACUGAAGCCUCAGGCUUUUAGUGGGAAAUAAGGCGGCAGCUGCUGCCUUGCUGGGGGUUAUCAGGCCGAAUGUCUCCCCAUUGCACCCAGGCACCCAACUGACACGAGCAGCACCCGGGGGUUUGGGCAAUAAUAGAAAUGGAUGCGCCGUGACCCCAAGGGGGGUAAUGAAUAAUAUUCCCAACUAUCUAAGUAUUUUACAUUCAACAAAAUGGAACAGAAAUGGAAGAUCCAGUUACACCCCCCUCCAUUCCCACUCACUGAGAAAGGGGGGAUCUAGUUACCCAGCUGGCAGCUAAUAAUAGUCCCACAGGAGGAGGAGGAGGAGGAGGAGGAAGGUCACGGCAAGCAGGACUCAAGCCACGUGGGAAGAAUGGAUCUCUAUAUCAAGAACUGGCCUGAUAGAGGGAAGAACCAGAGCCUCCUUGCUGCGGGAUAUCGAUUGGUCCCAUUCGGAUCAGAGAUCUCCAGUAGGAACAGAAUCAGAACAGCUGGGUUUAAUUCAAAUCAAGAUAUUUCAGAAAACCCCAGCCAAAUCCAAAGUCAAACAGGCAGGCUGCUGUACAAUGAAUGCGGUGGGUCAUCCAACCAGAAAUAUUCCAACGACAAGAGGUCUUCUGCUCUCCUCAAUGAGACCAUAAAACACAGCACUAACAAGAAAUGUCUAAACGUUUUGGGGAAGAGAAACAAUUCACAGAAUCUUAAAAUCAUAAAUUCAGGAUUAAACUCUCUCAUUAGUAAGAUGACUCCGCCCAGCAGAAAACUAAACAGGGUCUCUAAAAUGAGCAAUACUAUGAAACCUUUUAUCUGCCCAAAAUGUGGGAGGAGAUUUUAUAGCAAUAGGGACCUUCUCACCCACCAGAGAAUACACACGGGGAGGAGCUUUGUCUGCUCUAAAUGUGGGAAAUGUUUCUCUCACAGGAAGAUCCUCAUUGCUCAUAAAUGGGUUCAUACUGGGAGGAAACCAUUCACCUGCACUGAAUGUAAAAAGGGCUUCUUAUGGAACAGGGACCUUCAGGGACAUAAGAAGCAGCAUGAGAAGGUGAAAAUGGACAUCAGUCAUCCUGGGCCUCGCUCAGAAGGAAAUCCUUACGUUUACACUGAGAACAGGGCAAGCUGCCCAAAUAGGAGCAUCUCUAAAACUCAGUUUAAGACUCGCAGAAAAGACAAAACUUAUAUCUGUACUGAGUGUGGGGAAAGCUUCAGCCAUAGGGGUAAACUCAGGGUCCAUCUUCGCAUUCAUACGGGGGAGAAACCCUUUGUCUGUACUGAGUGUGGGGAAAGCUUCAGCCAUAGGGGUAAACUCAAUGUCCAUCUUCGCAUUCAUACGGGGGAGAAACCCUUUGUCUGUACUGAGUGUGGGGAAAGCUUCAGCCAUAGGGGUAAACUCAAUGUCCAUCUUCGCAUUCAUACGGGGGAGAAACCCUUUGUCUGUACUGAGUGUGGGGAAAGCUUCAGCCAUAGGGGUAAACUCAAUGUCCAUCUUCGCAUUCAUACGGGGGAGAAACCCUUUGUCUGUACUGAGUGUGGGGAAAGCUUCAGCCAUAGGGGUAAACUCAAUGUUCAUCUUCGCAUUCAUACGGGGGAGAAACCCUUUGUCUGUACUGAGUGUGGGGAAAGCUUCAGCCAUAGGGGUAAACUCAAUGUCCAUCUUCGCAUUCAUACGGGGGAGAAACCCUUUGUCUGUACUGAGUGUGGGGAAAGCUUCAGCCAUAGGGGUAAACUCAAUGUUCAUCUUCGCAUUCAUACAGGGGAGAAACCCUUUGUCUGUACUGAGUGUGGGAGGGGCUUCAGACACAAGGCAACCCUGGAAGAGCACCUUGGGGCCCACAAAGAUCUGCGACCCCAUUUCUGUACUGAGUGUGGGAAAACAUACAAGAACAAAAGAGGACUAAAUGCCCAUCGUCACAGUCACACUGGAGUGAAGCCUUAUGUCUGCAGUGAGUGUGGGAAAAUCCUUAGCUGUAAGUCUUCACUCACUAUUCAUCUUAGAUAUCACACAGGUGAGACUUUCCCUUGCACGGAGUGUGAUAAAUCCUUUAGACAAAAGAAAAACCUAAAAAGGCACCAAAUGAUCCACACGGGGGAGAAACCAUUUGAGUGCACAGAGUGCGGGAAAUGCUUCCGGGAAAAAAGAAAAAUGGAGUUACAUCGACUCAUUCAUUCUGGGGUGAAACCUUUUGUGUGUUUGGAGUGCGGCCAACAGUUCAGAUGGAAACAAGCACUUCAAUAUCACCAGUUAGGUCACACCGGGGAGCGGCCGUAUGAGUGUAGUGAGUGUGGGAAAGGCUUUAGGUCUAGUGGUGAACUUGAAGUACAUGUCCGGAGUCACACAGGGGAGAAACCAUUUAUCUGUAAUGAGUGUGGGAAAAGCUUUAGGGAACAGUCUGGCCUUAUUUAUCACCUUCCCAGUCACACAGGGGAGAAACCAUUUGUUUGUGUCGAGUGUGGGAAAAGGUACCAGGUGGCACGUAGGCUAAAGGCUCAUCUUCAGACUCACAUCAGAGGAAAGAGUUUUGAGUGCAAAAUGUGUGGAAAAUGUUACAAUACAAAGAAGGGUUUAAAUACUCAUCUUCUCACUCACACAGGGGAGUAAGUUGGGCAGUUCUACUUUAUACACAUGUUGGGGCUGAAGGGGAUAUGGUUUUAUUAUGAGUGUUUGAUCUUUGGAUACAUUGUGAGUGUAUUUCCUAUUGAACUGUUUCUUUAAUACUCAAUGUGGAGCGCUCCCCUGUUGUAUUGUUAUCAGGCGCCCUCUGCUCAGAGGAGGAGGAGGUGAUGGGGCAGUCACCUGAUUGGGAGAAGCAGCUCUGAAUCAGGAAGAGACCUGGAAGAGCCCCAUGUUCCUUUGGAGGACUCAGUUCUGAGUCAGGAGUGAGACCUACCCAUUAGCAGAUGACAAGGCAGGGAAACCCCACCUACAGGCCAAAAUAUACAGAAAGUGCCACGAUGACCAAGGGAAGAAAGAUUUAUAAAGACAGGUUUUCCAUCUUUGAAUUUCUGCCUGGGAUUUGCCAUCCAUGGGCCGGCGGCACUCUCUGCACUCGGGGUCAUUGCCCAUAAUACCGACUGCCGUGAAAAGCCAAGGGGACAGAUUGGUAAAUUCAGCAAAAAUCUAACAAAGCAUUGCAAUAUGUAUCUUAGGCCUCUUUUAUUAAUGAACGGGUGCAAAUGAUCCUUCGCACAUGAUCCUGCAUGUUGAAGCCUAAGGUGCAGCGUGUCUCUCCUAGAAUAGAGCAAAAGAACCAAAUUGGUUAGGGAGAGAGGGGCUAAAAGGAACCCUGGGGCCCUUGUCAAAUGUGAGACAGGCACGGAGAGCCUUAGAAAGUCCACAUGUUAGAGCAGAGCGCUCUGCCUGGGCUUCAUCCUGAGGAGGGACAUGGAAUAUUGUCUCUAGUCCCACAGGUUAGAGUGAGAUUUGCCCAUUUGUGGAAGUUGGGCCAAACACACUAUAGGGGUAAUUUACUGAGACCCCGACAGAAGUGCAAGAGCACCCCCCUUUAGGGGGCCA
Messenger RNA from Xenopus tropicalis (tropical clawed frog), 4424 nucleotides. RefSeq names its product oocyte zinc finger protein XlCOF6-like. The transcript has 2 exons. Bases 1287 to 3509 code for a protein of 740 amino acids. Gene Ontology annotation, cellular component: nucleus. Lineage: Eukaryota; Metazoa; Chordata; Amphibia; Anura; Pipidae. The record is from RefSeq and is a predicted model, not a curated record.